This is a messenger RNA of Egretta garzetta (little egret), 949 nucleotides long. It is a transcript of the gene SNX24, whose product is annotated as sorting nexin 24. Gene Ontology annotation, molecular function: phosphatidylinositol phosphate binding. The transcript has 6 exons. The coding region runs from base 16 to 447 and encodes 143 amino acids. NCBI's taxonomy places the organism in Eukaryota, Metazoa, Chordata, Aves, Pelecaniformes, Ardeidae. The record is from RefSeq and is a predicted model, not a curated record.
AAAAUAGAGGUGCUAAUGAGUGGAAGGAAACAUUUUGUGGAGAAGAGGUAUAGUGAAUUCCAUGCACUUCAUAAAAAGCUCAAGAAGUUCAUAAGAACUCCAGAGAUCCCUUCAAAGCACGUGAGAAACUGGGUCCCCAAGGUUCUGGAGCAGCGACGGCAAGGCUUGGAGUUGUAUUUACAGACAGUCAUUUUAGAAAAUGAAGAGCUCCCUAAAAUAUUUCUUGAUUUCCUGAACGUUCGCCAUGUACCUACCUUGCCAAAAGCAGAAAGCUGUGGCUCUUUUGAUGAAACAGAAUCUGAAGAAUCAAGCAAACUGUCCCACCAGCCUGUGCUGCUGUUCCUAAGGGAUCCAUAUGUCUUGCCUAAAGCCAACGAUGACUUUCCAAAUGUAGUUAUAGAAGGCAUUCUGCAUGGAAUAUUUUAUCCCCAUUUACUGCCCAGGUAGAAGUGAUGCGUGGCUAGAAGAAGCUGAAGCAAGUCUCCGAGUCGUGUUUAGUGGAAUUAACAGGAAUAAAUUUCUGUGAUGUGAAAAUUACGCUCAGAAGCAAGAGGCACAACCUCAGUUUAAGUUCAAGCAUUAUAUCUUUUUAAAUAAAAUCAAUGUCACUACAACUGCUGCUUUUAAAAAAAGAAGAUAUGGAAACAACAGUAUUGAAGUUAUUUAUACCUUCUAUAUAUUGACAUGCUCUAACUAUUUAACACUAAAAGCUGAAAGUCAUACACUGAAUUACACUAACCUUUGAAAAGAAUUGAAAGCUUUAUUAAUUAUUUCUGUAAUUUCUAUCAUAAAUUACACUAAACCUUUUUGCACCAGGAUUUUUCCCAGCACAUUACCCAUUGCUGGCAGUGGAUGGAUUAAAAGUGCUGGCACUGAAGAGAGUGUGUGAGAAAUUGCCAAAAAAAAAAAAAAAAUAUUAAAGCAAGAAGAAAUUGAAAGCAACUUAAAA